AUGCCAGCAAAUUACACCUCUGUCAAUGAUCCACUGUUGAAAAAAUACCUCGAAAGCAAACUUGCCCAGAUGUACGUUACCGGCAAAACAAGGUUAGGAAAUCGGAGGAAAAGGGCAACGGAAAAUGUGGAGGUCAAGGUAACUGACAUCAAGCAGACUGAAUCUGGACUGGCCGUGGAGUUUUAUGUAUUAGAGGAUGGUAAUGUUGUCCCUGCUGAGGCAGCCUCGGAAGUCUUUGCUGAAGUUGACGUUGAAGAACAGAAUGCCAUUUUUGAGGCCGAGGUAAUCGCUCCGGUGAGACCAAUCCAUACAUCGUCUCCAAGUUUUCCUGUUGAUGUAACAAUGACGCCGAGCAAUAUCCAGUCCUCUCAAGUUUUACCUGAUUCCAGCCUGGGAAGCCAUGGUUCUAGCGCCACUGCUUCACUUGACAGCAGCAUCCUCCAAACGUCUGGGGUUCUAACAGUGUCACCAGGGGACAGUACUCUGUCUGUUGUACCUGAUUCUAGCCCGGGAAGCCGUGGUUCUAGCGUCACUGCUUCACUUGACAGCAGCAUCCUCCAAACGUCUGGGGUUCUAACAGUGUCACCAGGGGACAGAACUCUGUCUGUUGUACCUGAUUCUAGCCUGGGAAGCCAUGGUUCUAGCGUCACUGCUUCACUUGACAGCAGCAUACUCCAAACGUCUGGGGUUCUAACAGUGUCACCAGGGGACAGUACUCUGUCUGUUGUACCUGAUUCUAGCCCGGGAAGCCAUGGUUCUAGCGUCAUUGCUUCACUUGACAGCAGCAUCCUCCAAACGUCUGGGGUUCUAACAGUGUCAUCAGGGGACAGUACUCUGUCUGUUGUACCUGAUUCUAGCCCGGGAAGCCAUGGUUCUAGCGUCAUUGCUUCACUUGACAGCAGCAUGCACCAAACGUCUGGGGUUCUAACAGUGUCAUCAGGGGACAUAACUCUGUCUGUUGUACCUGAUUCUAGCCUGGGAAGCCAUGGUUCUAGCGUCACUGCUUCACUUGACAGCAGCAUCCUCCGAACGUCUGGGGUUCUACCAGUGUCAUCAGGGGAAAGUACUCUGUCUGUUGUACCUGAUUCUAGCCCGGGAAGCCAUGGUUCUAGCGUCAUUGCUUCACUUGACAGCAGCAUCCUCCAAACGUCUGGGGUUCUAACAGUGUCACCAGGGGACAAUACUCUGUCUGUUGUACCUGAUUCUAGCCCGGGAAGCCAUGGUUCUAGCGUCACUGCUUCACUUGACAGCAGCAUACUCCAAACGUCUGGGGUUCCAACAGUGUCACCAGGGGACAAUACUCUGUCUGUUGUACCUGAUUCUAGCCCGGGAAGCCAUGGUUCUAGCGUCACUGCUUCACUUGACAGCAGCAUACUCCAAACGUCUGGGGUUCUAACAGUGUCACCAGGGGACGGUACUCUGUCUGUUGUACCUGAUUCUAGCCCGGGAAGCCAUGGUUCUAGCGUCACUGCUUCACUUGACAGCAGCAUCCUCCAAACGUCUGGGCCCCGGAAGCCAUGGUUCUAG
Messenger RNA from Liolophura sinensis, 1527 nucleotides. RefSeq lists its product as uncharacterized. The record is from RefSeq and is a predicted model, not a curated record. The transcript is spliced from 5 exons. The coding region runs from base 1 to 1527 and encodes 508 amino acids. Lineage: Eukaryota; Metazoa; Mollusca; Polyplacophora; Chitonida; Chitonidae.